AUGGAGGGCCAAGAGUUUUCAGGUUCAUCCGUGUUAUCUGAGGUGACGCAGGACAAGACAGAAAUGUCCACUUACUCCGAAGCCUUCCCGAAACCCUUAGUGCUCAGGAUUCUCGAUUUGCAGAGCGAUAUUAAGGAGUCAGAGGAGGAGACCAGGGAGGAGGAGGAGGAGGAGCCGGAGGAGGAGGAGGAGCCGGAGGAGGAGGAGGAGCCGGAGGAGGAGGAGCAAGACUGGGACUACGGAGGCGACGAGGACGAGGACGGCGGGUACGAUGAGGACUACAAGUACGACGAGGACGACGAGUAUGAGGAAUUCGAAGAACCCCCUGAGCCUAUCGAACCCAACAAGUCCCGCAAACCCUCCGGGCCCCACGAAACUUACGGACUCCGCAAACUCUAUGAGGACGACACACUCCUCGGGGCCCAGGAAUCCUACACAUCCUCCGAGCCCCAGGAGCGGGGUGCACGUCACAAGCUCCUUGGGUCACCUGAACAGCACAAGAUCCGCAAGGCCAGUGAACCCCAGCCCCACGAGCGCAGCCAACCCCGCAAGCCCCACGGGGCCAAGGAGUUAAGGUUGCUUCCCAAAAGCUCGGUGAUGUUCUCCCCAUCUGUGAUCACCAGAUGCCCGCCACGACCUCAGGAGAAAUUUCUUUAAGCAGACCCUGCUGCCUGUGACUUUAUAAAGAAAUGUUUUUUUUCUAGAAAGAGAAUCCAAGGUCUUUCUGAGCCUAAAAGACAAUGGGGAACCCCAGACAGAAAACUAUUUUGGGGAAAUCAAGAUCCUAUUUGCCCUAUUUCCGAGAGUGCUUUGAAGGCUCAGCUAACCAAAAGACUUAAAGACCUUGCUCAUCCCAAGCAAGUCUCCCAGCACUAUGUACCUAACAGGGCCCAGUAUUACUACAGUUGUGGAAGAGAGUCUGUAAUUUGGACAAUACCUCAUUCUGCAUUGUUUAUCCAGCCGUCUAAAAGGAUCCAGAGUCUGGCACAGCCCAACAGAUUCAAAAGACUGCCUCUACUAAAUCGGUCCCUCAAUGAUAAUGUAGUAAGAAGUUCUCUUCAAGUGCCUGAUCCUUCACCCCGGGUUUUACGACUGUCAAUUGCCAAAAGCGUAGAUCCUAAUUAUGUUCCUCCAAAAAAUAUUGAAACUAAGAUUUCAGCGUCUGCCCUGAGUGCUAUCGCAACUCCAAGAAUCUUAGACCUUGCCCACCCAAAGAUCAAGUCAGAGGGUCUAUACUAUGAAAGACAAAGAAGUGAAAUGCCCAUCCGUCCUGUAUCCCCGGCAGCCAUGAUCGCCAUACCUAGCUCCCGAACGAUAGAUCUAGCUAAGUCCAAGCCUGUCCAUCAAGAUUACCUACCUGCCCGUGAUGCCCGAUGGCCAGUGUCUUAUGCUGCCACCCAUUCUGCAAUAUCUCCUAGAAUUCAGGAACUAGCUAAUCCAAGUUCAAGGGUGCCUAUGCAUAUUCUAUUUUAUGAUCCAAAUGUCUUUAAAGUCAAGCCGGCAGCUUUGAAAGCACAGUGUUCUUCAAGGAUCCAGGAGUUGGCAGAACCUAUUGUACGCUAAACAUAAAAAGUCACCGCCGUCAGA
This is a messenger RNA of Sciurus carolinensis (gray squirrel), 1587 nucleotides long. RefSeq names its product theg spermatid protein like (gene Spmap2l). Lineage: Eukaryota; Metazoa; Chordata; Mammalia; Rodentia; Sciuridae. The record is from RefSeq and is a predicted model, not a curated record. The transcript has 11 exons.